AUGGAUGGAAAACGACGCAAGCCGCAGCUGGAUCUGCACUUUUCGGACGAGGAGGAGGAUGUAGAGGAGCGGAAGCUACCUAAGAAGCCGAAAGUCACCUUUAAGAAACUAUCCAAAGCAGAUGCGACUCGAUUGAAGGAAAGAGAAAGCAGGCAGGACCAGCAGGAGGACCCUGUUGGAGGGCCAGAGCUGCCAAACGAGCCCAUGAAAAAAAAUUUGCCACCUAAAGUACCAUCCCUAGCCAGUAUGGCCGCUCAGGAGCGCGAAAAGGCGGCCGAUUUGUCUCCAGCAGCUGAGAUGGAGGAAGGGUCUGAUGUUGAGAACGACCGAGAGUGGUACACUCAAGACGAGGCGGUUUCGCACCCUAUUGUGGAAUACGAGGAGUACGAUGAGAUGGAACACGAGGUAAGGCCUACUUUCAGGCGCAGAGCUACUGAUUCGUCGGCAGGCCGUUCUCGAUUCGACGAAGAAGGGGCCCCGGACAUUGAUCUCGUCGUUCAUCGUCUGACGCCUCCAUUUUUGGAUUCGGCAACUAUUAUGACCAAAAAAUUGGAAGUCAUCGAGACCGUUCGAGACAAAACGGGAGACCUGUAUAAGUACAGCAAACUGGGGUCUACGCUGGUGAACGAGCGGCGAGCCAACAAAGAUAGGAAAAAGGGUGCCAAAGAUGCUGCAAACGUGAACAACUCUCGCUUGGGAAAGAUUUUGGGCGGAAAGGAAAACGCCAGGGAAGACUCUGAGUCCAAAGAUGGUGGUAAAUCACUAGACGAGCACACAUACGGCCGUCAGGCAAUAAUGCAGCAGAGAAAAAGAUUACCAGCAUAUCAGGCCCGUUCCGAGCUGAUGAAGGUGAUUGCCGAGAACCAGGUUAUAGUGGUGAUUGGAGAAACCGGGUCUGGAAAAACGACACAGAUUCCGCAGUUUCUGUACGACGAAGGCUACUGUAAGUAUGGCGGACUCAUUGGCGUCACCCAGCCUCGACGAGUGGCUGCGCUUUCGGUGUCAAAAAGAGUGAGCGAGGAGAUGGGAGUCAGAUUAGGAAAGGAAGUUGGAUACUCGAUCCGGUUCGAGGACCGCACCUCUUCUCAAACACGCAUCAAAUUCAUGACAGACGGUAUUUUGCUUCGUGAAGCACUGAUGGACCCCGAACUCGACAAGUAUUCUUGCAUUGUGAUGGACGAAGCCCACGAAAGGUCACUAAACACAGAUAUAUUGCUUGGUCUGUUUAAGAGAAUACUCACUCGCCGCAGAGAUCUCAAAUUAAUCAUUACCUCGGCCACCAUGAAUGCUUUCAAGUUCUCCAAAUUUUUCGGUAACGCAGAGCAGUUCACCAUUCCAGGCAGAACGUACCCUGUUGACGUGAUGUUUUCGGCUAUUGCGGUACAGGACUACGUUGCCAGUGCCGUAAAACAGAUAAUCAGAGUUCACCUCCGCAGCGAGCCAGGUGACAUUUUAUGUUUCAUGACUGGUCAGGAAGACAUCGAGACCACUUGCGAGGAGCUCGAAAAAGAGCUGGAAGGCCUCAUAAAGUCCGAUGACACUAUCGAGCCGUUGGAGAUCCUGCCCAUAUACUCCACUCUACCAGCCGAUUUACAGGCUAAGAUCUUCAGAAAAUCAAAGUUCAGGAAAUGCGUGGUGGCAACCAACAUUGCCGAGACUUCGUUGACCGUUGACGGUAUACGGUUCGUUGUGGACACGGGGCUGAUGAAACUGAAGGUGUACAAUCCGAAGCUCGGCAUGGACACGCUGCAAAUCACGCCAAUAUCACUAGCCCAGGCGAACCAGAGGUCUGGAAGAGCCGGUAGAACGGGCCCGGGACUGUGCUACCGGCUCUACACUCAGUAUGCGGCCACAAACGAGAUGUUUGCUGAGCCGAUUCCCGAAAUACAGCGUACCAAUCUGAGCAAUACCAUCCUGCUUCUCAAAUAUUUGCAGGUGGAAGAUCUGUCAAAAUUCCCAUUCCUGGAUAGGCCUCCGAUUGAGACCAUUAACACUGCCCAGUACGAUCUUUGGUGUCUGGGAGCCUUAGACAACUUUGGAAGGCUGACUGCAUUAGGUAAGAAGAUGUCAAACUUUCCGAUCGAUCCCGCUCUCUCGCGACUCCUGAUUAUCUCGUCGUUCAAGCAAUUCCAGUGCUCCAAAGAGGUCAUUACCAUAGUGGCCAUGCUCUCGAUUCCGCCAAUAUUUGUGAGGCCAAUGCACGACGCAGAGUUGCAGAGACGUUCAGACUCCAUCCGAGAGAAGUUUCAGGUCGCCGAAAGCGACCAUUUGACGCUAGUGAAUAUUUUCAAUCUGUUCAAGUCAAAUGGUUGCAAAGAAAACUGGUGUACCAAAAACUUUCUGCAGUACAGGUCACUCCGACGCGCAGUCGAGAUUCAUUCGCAGCUGAGCCAGAUCAUGAAAUCACAGAAACUGGCCAUCGUCAGCAAUCCCGACUGGGAUGUGAUCAGAAAAUGUUUGUGUGCUUCGUUCUUUCACCAAGCAGCUCAGUUCAAGAAGCACGGAGAGUACGUCAAUUUGCGGACCGGACUGCAGAUGAAACUGCACCCAACAGCUUCGCUCUACGGUAUGGGCGAUUUGCCCAAAUACGUCAUUUACCAUGAGCUCUUACUAACCGGUCGCGAAUACAUGAACUACGUAACGGCAGUCGAUGGAGAGUGGUUGUGCGAAUUCGGCGAGAUUUUUUAUGCAGUUAAGGAGAAAGGCGUCACAUCCAGAGAAAAUCAGGCCCGCAAGGAGCGUGACUUCCAAUGGCUUAUCGAGGAGCAACGCAAACUCAUUUCGUGA
Molecule: messenger RNA, 2787 nt
Organism: Ogataea angusta
Lineage: Eukaryota; Fungi; Ascomycota; Pichiomycetes; Pichiales; Pichiaceae
Exons: 1
Coding region: 1-2787 (928 amino acids)
Biological process (GO): mRNA splicing, via spliceosome
Cellular component (GO): spliceosomal complex; intracellular anatomical structure
Molecular function (GO): ATP binding; RNA binding
Source: RefSeq, a predicted model, not a curated record